CAAACAAACGGGCGCGCAAACAUACAUACACACACACACACUCACUUGACGAUUUCCGCCCACUGCUCACUUUUUUGUUCAAUACGGCCAACAUUCAAACACGAGAAAGUCACAAAGUUUGUUCUCUUACAACCAAAGUUUUAAUUAACUUUUUCGAUAGCCCUCCUUCCUUCACCAUAUCAAAGACCCCCACACAUAUAUAUAUAUAUAUGUGUGUGUUUAUAUUUUUUAAAAAUUAAAUAUAAAAGCCUUAUUAUAAAUGUGUAAUUUGUGAAUGCAAGAACUGAAGAUGGAAGAACUAGAAAAAGCGAUUUGGCAUGCAUUCAUAUUUCUAGCAGAUAAACAGUCUGGUCUUACACAAAAGUCUAAACUUAAGGUUUUAACCAAUAAUCUCGGAAAUGAAUUAGGAUUUUUAAAAUCGGAAGAAAAGUUAGACAAAUGUAGUUCCACAGAAUUAAAUUUCGAAGAAUAUUUGAAACUGCUAAAAUCAGAAGUUUUUACUGACAGUCAUUUAAGUUUCACACCAAAAGCAGAAUCUAUCAAAGAAAUAUGUUGGAUACUUUGCAAGAAUAAAGUCUGGGAAUUUCCUGAUCAGCCUAAACUGAAAUCUUCCGAUGCUUUCACACUCUGGAAGCUGUUCAAUUUUCUAAGUGAGAGAGAUGAAAACGGGCAAUACAUGUUACCUUUGUCGGUGGACAGAGCUGAGAUUGAACACUUGUUUGAUCGGUUUGGUCAUGUUACUGGUCAACGACCAGACCAGAAAUCUAUGGAAGGUGCAUUAAAUAAAGAAAGUGAAAGAUUUCUUUUCCCAAAAUUACUCAGCCUUUUUCAGAAUCAAUAUCUUAAUAGGCUGGUAGAUGAUGAAAUAUCGAUGGGAUUAAAUGAAAUUUAUGACGAACUCAUUAAGGAUGUUAUGAAAAAGGGAAUGAUGUCAAAGAGAGGUACCCGUGUUGCAACAUGGAAGGAGAGAUUCUUUGUGUUGAAGCCAGCAUGUUUGUUAUAUUACACAGGACCAGACCAAAAGGAAAUGAAAGGGUCCAUCGAUAUCAACCAAUCUUGUGCUGUUGUGCCCACACAAGAAAAAACUUGUCGAUUUAUGAUACGGACAAAAAUCAAAGAUUAUGAGUUGAAUGUCAGUGAUAUGAAAUCAAAGAAUGAAUGGAUUACAGUUUUGCAGAAAGCAAUCGACAAUGAUGAUAAAGAUAUCCAUUACCAUCGUGAUGAAUUGAUUAUAAGAUGCCAGAAUAGAUGGGCCCAGAAACAACGGCUGGCUGAGGAGAGAGAGCAGCAAAAAAUUCGGCAGGAGUUAAUCGAAAUGAAAUCUAGAGAAUUAGAAGAAGAGAAACAGGCGAGAGCCGAAGCAGAAGCAAGGCUUCAGUUAGAGACAGCACUUAGAGAAGCUGAUAAAGACCAUAUGAAGGAACUGGAGCAACUUCUGGAAGAAGAGAGACAAGCUAAGCGUGAUGAAGAAUUAGUGAGAGCUGCUCAAGCUAGAGUAUUACAAGAAGAAUUUGAGAAACGAGAAGAACUUGAAAGACUGAAGGCAAUGCAGGAGCAGCUAUUGGCAGAAGAACAAUCUAAGAGGGAAGGUAUUGAAGACGAAAGGAACAAACAGGCACAGCUUUUGGCAGCAGCCAAACUUCAACUGGAAGAACUUCAAAGAGAGCGCAGUGCCGCUGAUGAACAGCUGCAGAGUGCAAAAGAGAAAAUCAAACAAGUUGAAACCGAAAGAAGCAAAAUGGAACAAAAACUAAAAUUCACCGUCAACCCGAUUGGCUUAGCUCGCUUGGUCCAGCCGAAAUGCCCAACAUUCAUCACCCACCGAGGUUAUGGGGCAUUCCCACUUUAUGAUUUACAGAAAAACCAUAAAAAUAAGUGCCUUAAUAACAGUACUGAAAAUCAGGAAGACUUGACUGACAACGAUGGUGGCCGCAGCAGUAACUAGGAAGUCUUUUUUUUUUGUUGUUUUUUUUUUAAAUUUUAGGAGAGACUAACAGAGAGAGAACAAUGAUUGUCUGGUCUGAUGGUUGAUAUGUCUUGCAAUAUAUUGUCCCCCCUUUGUUUUCGUUUUUUUUUUUUUUUUUUUGUAAUAUCUCUCCCAGUAUAUACAUACAUUACAGGCAUACACAAAUGUAUACAUACAUUCACAUUGCAUACACGUGACACACAUACGAACCAACAUGGGAGUUUGCAAUCUUAAACUAAAGAGAAUUAAAAGGCAGUUGAUUCUCAAGUGUGAGUGUGAGUGUGUGUAUUUGUGUAUAUCAUAAAUAAUUAAUGUUAGUUCUGAUAUAUUAUUUUUUUAAAAAAAAAUGCAUGAAAGAAGUAAAACAAAAAUGAUCAAACAGAUUUGAAGAACAAAUGAAAGAGCUCUUCUAACUGGUAUCUCAACAUGCUAGAAACAGCAGGUCUCUCACAAACCAGACCCUGUAUGUCUUAAAUGAAAUAAAAAAAAAAAAAAGCUCAGCAUGUUGGAUAAUAGUUUUCUACACACUUUCAAUAAAGAAAACAUAAAACAUAAACGGAAUGGUCAGCGCAUAGCUGGGUCACUUGCAAUCAUCAAUGGGUCUGUUCGAUCAGGAGUGGUUUGAGGCUACAUGGUUGUUUGGCCAGGAAGCUAAUUCUUUCUUUAAAUAAAAAAAAAGACAUUACAUAAUGUACUCACACACACACACACACACAGA
This is a messenger RNA of Octopus sinensis (East Asian common octopus), 2684 nucleotides long. Its product is annotated as switch-associated protein 70. Bases 275 to 1945 code for a protein of 556 amino acids. Gene Ontology annotation, cellular component: nucleus; cytoplasm. Lineage: Eukaryota; Metazoa; Mollusca; Cephalopoda; Octopoda; Octopodidae. The transcript is spliced from 8 exons. The record is from RefSeq and is a predicted model, not a curated record.